CUUCUUCUGCUGAUGGGGAACCUGAAGAAGAUCCUGCUAAGGCACCAACCAGGAGGCUAGGUGUAUACAGAAAACAACGAGGCAGUAAAAAGAAGUCAGAAAAGAACAGAUGCUCAACAUCAGAGACAGUCAGUGACAGCGAUGAGAGGACA
Messenger RNA from Candidula unifasciata, 152 nucleotides. Lineage: Eukaryota; Metazoa; Mollusca; Gastropoda; Stylommatophora; Geomitridae. The record is from the annotation of a GenBank genome assembly.